CAAACUCGGCGUCGCUACGAAGACACUUCCGGUUCCUCCGCGGGGCGGGCUCAUAAGGCCUGACAGAGACCUUUGGGCAGGCUAGGUCUUCGGACCGGGCGGCCUGGCGGGACCAUGGACCGAAAGAAAAAGCCUUUGGACGUUACAGCCUCCUCGUUGGUAGAUCUUAAGGCUGAGCUCUUCCGAAAACAAGAAGAAUUCAAACAAGAAAAACUUCUAAAAGAUUCUGGAGUUCUUGGAAAACCAAAGACAACUAAUAAGAAGCCAAGUAUCUGGACCAAGCAGAAUGCUGGUGUUUCCAGUCGAGCAGAGAAGGAUGCUGAACAGAAGCUUGAGGAGCAGAAGACUUUAGACAAAGCAAGGGAAAAAUUGGAAGAAAAGGCCAGAUUAUAUGAAAAGAUGACUAAAGGAGAUUUUCCAGAUGAGGAAGUGGAGGAGAUGUACCUUGUGGAUUUCACACAGAAGAUCAUAGACAAGCGAAAAGAAAUGGAGGUGCUCAGUGCCACUAGAGAUUCUCAAAAUGCAGAAGAGAGAGAUGAUGAUGAAGAGUUUUCUGAAAAAGACAUACCUCCUCCCCAAGACCCCAGCGAGGAAUGGGUGGAUUAUGUGGACUCUUUGGGCCGAUCCCGGCGAUGCAUGAGAAAGGAUUUACCAGAUCUAUUGGAGAUGGAUAAAAAUCUUCAGGGAAGACUUUUCGUCAGUCCUGCUAAUGAAAAAACUUUAUUAUCUGAAGACAUGAGGAAAGAACUUCAGCGCCAGCAAUGGGAAGAAGAAGAAAGAGAGGCCCUGAAAAAACCAAUGGGGCCCAUUCAUUAUGAAGACAUUCGGGAAAAUGAGGCCCGGCAACUUGGUGUUGGGUAUUUUGCCUUUGCUCGAGACAAAGAGUUGAGAAACAAGCAAAUGAAAACUUUAGAGAUGCUUCGUGAACAGACAACAGAUCAAAGAAUAAAACGAGAAAACAUAAAAGAAAAGCGAAAGGCUAUGUUAGAAGCAAGACUUGCCAAACUUCGACAAAAAAAAAUGAAAAAAUCAAAGGAAGAUGGGACUGAAGAAGAAAACAGAGAUGGAGAUGUUACUGAGCUUUCGCCAUCAGAACCAAAGGCUGUACCUGCUCCACCGCCUGUGGUCCAGAACAGCAAGGUAGAAGUCAUCAUCCAGGAGAGGAAGGAUACCAAGCCUGGAGUGCCACACAUCCGAGAGUGGGACCGAGGAAAAGAAUUUUCCUUUGGAUACUGGUCGAAGAAGCAGUCAGAACUCCGGGCUGAGCGAGAUCCUGAGUUUGCCCCACCAUCGAAUUACUUUGUGGGUCAAAAAAGAACUGGUCCUUUCAGUAGCCAGCCAUGGAGCAGACUGGGAUCAGCACAGAGUGACUUGGGGCAUUGCUCUGGCCAGAGCCAAGAACCCAGCUCUUCACACACGUCCACUUCUGCCCCUGAAAACCCACCACAAGCAUCCACAGUCACUUUCCAAACACUAGAUGAUAUGAUAUCAUAUUAUAAACAAGUCACAUGACCUUGAAAAGCAUGCUGGUUGCAUUUGUGUCAUCAGAAGUCAGGACAGGACUGAGUUUUACGUCUUUCUUCCUGUCCUUUCCCAAGGAUGCACAGGCUUCAGGCCAGAUUAGUUGGCAGGGAGGAGUGAGUGUACCCAUGGGAGCUCAUUGGCUACUUGCUGUUCAUUUUUUAUCGCUUGGUAUAGAGGGAACUUAUCUCCUCUCCUCCAUGCUGACCUAGUUGUAACUCAUUUCCAGGUGUGUGAAUGGUAAAUACUAAUCUGAAAUUUGA
Peromyscus maniculatus bairdii (prairie deer mouse) is the source of this 1784-nucleotide messenger RNA. It is a transcript of the gene Ccdc174, whose product is annotated as coiled-coil domain containing 174. NCBI's taxonomy places the organism in Eukaryota, Metazoa, Chordata, Mammalia, Rodentia, Cricetidae. The record is from RefSeq and is a predicted model, not a curated record. Gene Ontology annotation, cellular component: nucleus.